UAAAAGUGUGCUAUAUAUUGGUAAUAAAAACAGGUGAAAGCCAAAGCGAAUGAAAUAAACUUUCGGGUAGAAGUAAGGCUCUUAGACGUACAAUUGAAUUAUUAUCUUUAAGCAGUUCCCGGUCAAUGUUGUAAGACUUUAAAGAAUUGAUAGCAUGAACAGUGUACAUACAUAUAACAAAUUUAAUGAAAACCUUAUCUAACAGGUAUCGAUUGUCAGCAGGUAAUGACUAAUAAAAAUGAUAAAGAUUAUUCUAUUAAUACCUAAGAAAAGCCCCAAAAUUAAAGUUACUUCUGGUAGACUAGCACCUGAACACAGUGCGUAUACGCAAUCUGCCAAGAAGUGCAAAAAGACACUUCAAUUGGCCCUAUUUAACAUAUGCGUAAAGUGCUUUCCCCUAACUCAAGACCCAGAACUACUUUCAACACCCUGUCCGCAUAAGCAACGUGCCUCGGGCCUUGGAAAAACAAGUAAGUGGGUGACUAGGUGGGCGGAUGACUGGGUAGGUGGGUAGCUCUGUGUAGAUGGGUGGUAAGAAAACAGCUUUCUGGCACACUUCAAAGCACAUUACACCACUUUCGGGCGGUUGCAGGGGCGAGAACUAAAGAGCUGAAAGAACUGAAGGAGCAAUGUCCUGAGUGGCACGUACCUGGGUAAUGCUGCAUCUUUAAAAAGGCGGCCUGCUCCGAACUCCGAACGAGCAAACUACUACAACUAAUCCCUGCUAACAGUUCCAGUUUCCCCAACGCCGCCUCAUCCGCAUCCACAUCUGAGCACCACCACGUUGUCUGUUUUCGUGCCACUUUUGGCCGGGUCUCUUGGAGUGGAUUUUGGCACCAUUGGCACUGCUAACCUGCAUAUUUAAUGACAUCCUCCCACCAGCCCGGGACGUGUUCGAGUGCCAAGAGCCUGCCAGACUUCUGCGCCUUUUUGCUGGCACUCGGACAGGAUUGGAAGGCUCGGAAGGAUGGGAAGGUACAUCUGCCAUAUAUUCCACACGCCGAAGACGGAAAACAAAGGCCAUAGCUCCCGGAGAUGGGGUGUGCCAAAAGUGCCCCCUUCGUAGUAAUUACUAUCUUAUCGAAUGCGCUGUCGCGGGUGGCCUAUAAAAGUAAAGAAAUGGCCGGCAAUCGGGCAAAGAGUCAAGUGCCAGCAACAUGUCCGGAGUAUCGCCAACUUUCACGGUAAUCGCCGGAGCAGCCUGCCACAAUCAGCGUCGCCAGAAGAAGCAGAAGAAUCAGCUAAAGCAGUCCGGACAGAAGAACUCCAACAAGACACCACACGAACAAGAACUGGCGACGGGGUCGGGGUCAAAGACAAAUAGUUGCCACAUUGCUUAGAUAUAGUAACUAUCUUAUCUGUACCAAGGACUUAAAGCAUGAAAAUAUAUUUCCAAUGACAUAAACACCGAGUAUAAAUGGGCCAAACAAAGCAUUUCAGGUUUCAGUUAAUGGGCAUAACGACAGCCGAACGGAAUAAUCGACGAACCGAUCGACAAAAUGAAAACGACCAUCGUGGAGGAGUCUAGUGUUAAUGAAACGAUAGAAACAAUAGCCACCAGCAGUGGCACGCGUCUGCAGGAAACCAUUGAAAUCACCAACAUCGAGGGCUCACCCAUCCCCAAGCAACGCCAUCAGCACCACCAUCACCGUCACCACCAUCACCACCAGGAAAACGUGGAAUUAGUUGAGAAGGAGGUCAUACUAGUGGAGAAUGAUCAGACGUCGCGGAAGCAGCAGCAUCGCCACCACCGACAGGAGAAUGUCGAGGUGGUGGCCAGCGAGGAGGUGAUCCUGGUGGAGACCGAUCCCAAGCAAAGGAAACACCAUCGCCACCACCACAAGCAGAAGAGCUCACCACCGCCGCCCUUGCCAGAGACCUCGCCGCCUUUCCUCACACCCACCGAGGAGGAGUCCUUCAGCGCGGUUUGGGAACCGCAGGCCUUCUGGAAUCAGCCCAAUUCCAGCCCAUCCACAGACCUAGACCUAGACACCACCUCCACUUCCGAUGAGUUUUCCACAGUGAUCUGGCAAACGGAGACCCAGGAGACCACCUACAGGGCCAGCCAGAAAAACGUAACAGUGGUGCAGGAGGAAAUCGUGGUUAAGGAUGUGGAUCCUCCAGCCUAUGCGCCGCCGCAGCUGCAAGUCCAAACCGGAUUCUUUCCGGCAUCACAGCAGCCACCACUGUCCCCCAUUGCGGAAGUGGUACAAACCGAAAUUGUCUCCGAAUCAGUGGCUACUUCUCCUGUUCCAGAGCCAUCCGUAAACUAUACCAUCUCUGAGACUGUGAAAGUUUUACAUGAACCGGAUGCCAUUCCUCCGCCGGGGUUUGUUGCCAGACUUGUGGAGAACAUUGAAGGAGUUGCUGCAUUGAAUUCCUCGCAGGCUCCUUUACCCAAAGGAUUCUUUGCAAGGACAGGAUUCACGGAAACUGUUGUGGAGGAUAUCGAAGUCACCGGUGCUCAGCCUCCAAUCCAAGAUAGUGUUGAAGUAAUCACAGAUCUUGAUUCUCCAUUUUUGCUGCCAGAAAAUGGGUUCGGUUCAGAGGAAACGGUGGUGGAAGUAGAAACCGACAUGGAUUCUCCUUUCCUUCUACCAGCAAAUGGUUUUGAAUCCGAGCCAGAGAUCGUAGAAGAGAAAAUAGAAGUCAUCCAAGUAGAUCCUGUGGUUCAGAUCCCACCUCCACCGUCUGUUCCUGCGGAAGGUGUCGUGGAGUCGAUAGUGGAGAGCAUAGAAGUCGUCAAAGUGGAGGAUGAUCCUCCUUUUCAGCUGCCAGUUGAAAAUGUUACUCAGCCGGGACAGGUAGAGUCCAUUGUAGAGAGUAUAGAAGUCACCAGUGAAGUGGACAUUCCACUGAGAUCAUCCCUCCAAAACGAUUUUCCGAGUCGUUCAGGAUUUGUGGAAUCGAUUGUAGAGAACUUUGAAGAAGUCCAGGUGGAAGAGGUAGUGAUACCUGAAGCCACUAUUUCUAUAAGCCAACCCGGUUUAGUGGAAACCCUCGUUGAGAAUAUUGAAGAGACCACAGAAGUUGAGGCUCCACCUCUGCCUGUCAGUUUACCUCCUCAAUCUCAAUCCGGUUUUGUAGAAACAAUCGUGGAAAACAUAGAAGUCACAGACGCUAAUCCACCCAUUCAACCUCCUCUGCCUCUUAAUAUUCCUUCCCAAACUGGCUUUGUGGAAACCAUAGUGGAGCAAAUCGAAGUUCCCGAACCCCCCGAAUCGAUUGUGGAAGAAAUUGAAAUAAGAACAACUGCUGCACCUCUUCCAGUCACUACAGACUUUCUUCCUCGAUCCAGUUUGGUGCAGGAACUUGUGGUCGAGUCCCUGGAAGUCACACCCACUCCGUCGCCUCCCCCGGAACCAUUUCCUUAUAUGUCGCGCACCAUUCUCCGGGAAAGCCUAAUCGAAGCGGAUCCGUAUGUGGAGGUGGAGGAACUCACUCCGUAUUACACGGCCCCACAAAGUCCCACCGUGGAUGUGGCGAGCCUGAGCGAAGCCGAGGCUUAUGUGGAAAUUAUAGAAGUUACCCCCACUAAUUCGCCACCUCGUCGGCCCUCAGUCGAAGUGGGUAUUGUGCCGAGACCAAGUUUGGCGGAAACAGCCAUAUUUGUGGAAUCAGUGGAGACCACUCCCACCCCCUCACCUCCUCAAAGUCCGCCACUGAAACUUAAAAUACCGCCACCAAAGCCGCCGCUAUCUGAAGUCAUAAUAGAGUCUGUGGAAGUAACGCCUGUGCCGGAUGUACCAGUCACCGUUCCACCGCCGAAAACACUCAAUAACUUCAUUCUCACCGAUCUGGUUAUAGAUGGCGUGGCCAAGGUCCAAGGUCCUUCAGUCGAAAUUGUGGAGAGGGAAAUCAUUGUCGAGGGUUCCCGUAACGGAACUCAGUCAGAGUCCAUUGUUCUGACAGAGGAAAUUAUCCAACAACCACCCACACCUGCAGAAAUCAUUUUGGUGGGCGAAGUUUCGGACCAAAACACGGACAAGGCCGGCAAGCGAUACUCCUUGAGUGCUGCCCUGGCCGGAGAAACUAAUCUUACCCAGGAACCCGCCAAGGAUGCGCCGGGAUUGGAGAAGCGGGACUUGCCAGUGGAUCCGCCGAAGAAAAGGUGCUGCCCUUGCAGGUGCACCAUAGCCUAAGUUCAAGGGAUCCCCUUGCCAAUGAAUCACAGUCCAUCCAUAUCACAAAGACAUCAAGCAUUUAUCAUUUAGGUUGAAGUUCUUAUCGCUAUCUGGCUGGAAGGGUAAGCUCCUUAGCCUUGGCCUAUCGCAUAUCUAAUCAGCGGAAGCCGAAGCCCCGAAAAAUAGAAAAUCGCAGUAAUUGAUAUCUAAUUACCAGAAAGAUAAGGGCCGAGACUCGAGAAAGCCAAGUGCUGGCCACUCCACGGGGCAGUCAGUCAGUUGGAAGCUAGCAAUCGAUCAAGAUGCCACCACCUCCAGGACGCGGUUACGGAUACGGACCUCCACGCCCGGGCCCGGGCUACGGACCGCCGCCUCCUCGUGGGCCCGCCGUGAAUGUGGGCAUUAACAUUGGCGGACCACCGCGACCUCCGCCGAUGGCAGUGGGCGUCGGCUUUGCCCCACCGCCUAUUGUAGUGGCUGCCCCACCACCCCCAGCUGUGGUCAUUGGCGCACCACCGCCGCCGGCGGUUGUGAUCGGAGCUCCGCCGCCGCGGCCCGCAGUGGUAGUGGGCGCCCAGCCUCCCGUGGCCACCGUUUAUGCCCAACCUACCGGAGAGGUCCUCUGUUGCACGAUUCUUUGAUUCUGGGAUUACGGAAACCUGUGACGCGUGUGCUCAAGUGUUCCUCCACAUUAUAUUAUACCUAUCCUACAUUUACACUCAUAUGUUUUCUAUUUGUAAAAUAAAAUAAUUUAUUCUA
This is a messenger RNA of Drosophila ananassae, 4883 nucleotides long. Its product is annotated as titin. The coding region runs from base 1500 to 4142 and encodes 880 amino acids. NCBI's taxonomy places the organism in Eukaryota, Metazoa, Arthropoda, Insecta, Diptera, Drosophilidae. The transcript is spliced from 2 exons. The record is from RefSeq and is a predicted model, not a curated record.